AUGUGGAAGAGCGGAGGGGAGCAGUGGAGCGCCGUCAGUUCGCGUAUUGUCACUGCUCGUCUUCUUGUCGCCAAGCGAGGUGAUAAACUCCCUGGUGGAGGUAAGCGACACGCAGAUUUCUGUGUCUCUAUCGUCAAUGUUUAUGCUCCAACGAGUAAAGCCCCACCGAACGUAAGACGCAAGUUUUUCGAUGACUUGCAACGAGUUGUGGACAGUAUCCCAUCCAGAGAUGUUCUUGUGCUCCUUGGGGAUUUGAACGCGCGCGUCGGGUCCAGCACUGACUAUGCAGACAGCGCUGUGAGUCGUAUCGAUGGCAUGCCAGGGGAUGAGCGGAUGUGGGGUUGUGUCUUGGGCCAAUUUGGCCUUGGAAAUUGCAAUCGGGCUGGUGAGGAGCUGUUGUCAUUCUGUGCAGCUAAUCAAUUGUCAGUAAUGAAUACAUGGUACAAGAAGGGACGAAGUAAGCGUGGAACAUGGACUCAUCCAGCCACUCGCCAAGUGCAUCUCAUUGAUUAUGUCAUCAUGCGUACAGCUCAUUGCUGCUACUGUAAGGACGUUGGUGUUGUCCGCGGCGCACUGUGCUGGACUGACCACUACAUGGUUCGGGCCAAGCUUGUCCUGGACUUCGUCCAACGUAGAUCCACUGUCCCUAAGCGGAGGUCGUAUGCCACCCAUCGCCUGCGUGAGCCUGAUACGUUACUGCAGUACCGAGAGUCAAUGGAGGCAGCCUGUGGUGGCGCGGUCGGUGGUGGCCAGAGUGUUGAAGAGACCUGGAAUUCCCUUCGUGAUGACAUCACCAGCGUAGCGGAGAGAACACUGGGCCAUGGUCGGCGGCGGCAACCAGACUGGUUUCUGGAGAAUAGGGCAGCAUUGGAGCCACUUAUUGAGGCGAAGCGACGUGCCCAUGAACGAAUGUUGUCGGCAGGCAAUCAAACGACACGUUCCGGAUUUAGAUCAGCCCAGCGGUCGGUUGCGAGGGCGGUGCGUGGUGCAAAGGAACAAUGGAUCCCAAUGAUGCUCUAG
This is a messenger RNA of Sycon ciliatum, 1020 nucleotides long. Its product is annotated as craniofacial development protein 2-like. Gene Ontology annotation, cellular component: nucleus. The transcript is spliced from 2 exons. Gene Ontology annotation, biological process: chromatin remodeling. NCBI's taxonomy places the organism in Eukaryota, Metazoa, Porifera, Calcarea, Leucosolenida, Sycettidae. The record is from RefSeq and is a predicted model, not a curated record. Bases 1 to 1020 code for a protein of 339 amino acids.